Molecule: messenger RNA, 474 nt
Organism: Miscanthus lutarioriparius
Lineage: Eukaryota; Viridiplantae; Streptophyta; Magnoliopsida; Poales; Poaceae
Source: the annotation of a GenBank genome assembly
AUGGAGGCGGCAGCCCAGACCAUCUUGAGGAAUGAUGGGCUGCUCCUGAGUGAGGAGUACCGUCUGCUCAGCGGUGUCGGAGGCGAAGUCGCCGAGCUGCGGGACGACAAGACCUCUCCUCCCCAUGCAAUCCGAGGCCGAGGACGGCGCCGUGGACUACUUCGUCCGGGAAUGGAUGAAGCAGCUGUGCGAGCUCGCCUACGACGCGGCGCUACCGCUGCUACGUGGCUCCGCAUCAAGUCCAGGCCUAGCGACGGCAUGCACGCCCAGGCCAUCGGAUUUGGUCACCUGACCGCCUCGCCUGCGACAUCAACGCCCUGGGCGCCCGCGCCAUCACCAUCGUCGCCUGCUGUCCUAGCUACUCAGAGGACCGACAGAAGCGACCCGAACUGCCUGAAACCGGCCAGGCAGCACGGAGUUGAACCAUCUCUGAAAAUUUUUCUUACCAAUCCUGACAUCAUAUGCAUAAAGUAA